This is a messenger RNA of Folsomia candida, 3621 nucleotides long. RefSeq lists its product as uncharacterized. Gene Ontology annotation, cellular component: plasma membrane. The record is from RefSeq and is a predicted model, not a curated record. The transcript is spliced from 6 exons. The coding region runs from base 935 to 1912 and encodes 325 amino acids. Lineage: Eukaryota; Metazoa; Arthropoda; Collembola; Entomobryomorpha; Isotomidae.
CAUUAUAAAAAAACUUGUAACUUGAACGACGCAUUUGUCAAAACUUUUGCAUAGAAUAAUAAUUGCGGAAUUAACUACUCGAUUAAUUAUGCAUUUUAGAAAGUAAUCUCUAUGAAUAGUCCUGUCACGUGGUUUGCACUCCAAUUACACGGGAAAUCUUCAACCCAAUUGGCAAACUAUAGCUUUGCUUAUGCACGGCUGAGACUUGCAGACUAGUUGCUGCGUAAAGGUGACGAAGGACGAGUUUAUUAUUUUUAACGUGCAAAAACACAGGUAGAAAAGAAUAUAAACAUAAAAAUAUUUACAAAUAUUCAAUUAUAUUUUAUGGUGCUAGUUAAUUUAGUUUUCAAAAACAAAAGGGAGAAAAAAUAAGUAUUAUUAAAUAACAAAUAUUUGACACAUUCCAUCCACAAUUUAAUUAUAUACACAAUUUUUGUACAGGAAACUCAUUUGUGUGUAAAUGAUAAUGUGAAUCACUUAAACUGCUCGUAAUUUGUGAUGACAAUGCCAGUGAGGAAUUGUUAUUAAGUGUUACCAUCAUUAAGUUUAUUAUUACUUUAACUGUUCAUGGUGCAAGAUGAGGUUGAGUUUUACCUUAAAAAUUGGUGGAGGUGGUGAAGGUGGUUAAUUGUUGAUUGGUGGUUUUUGGUUUAAUGACAAUUUACGGAAAUUAAAUGUAAAAAAGUGCUCUUAACGAAACGUCCGGCAGCUGCUGGUGUGUUUAGUUUGUAGUUAGAUGAAUUUAAUUUAGUUAAUAAUUGAUAAUUAGUUAAGGAAAUCGUCUGUGAUAGUUGAUGUCAGCUUUAAACAAAUUUUUAAGUAGAAUUUUCCAAGCUUUAAGCAACCCACGAGGGAAAAGUGUUUUUUUAUAUUUAAAACGAACUAAUUAAAAGUAAUUAAAGUUUUCUACGGACCGUUGUUGUGGGGGCGCGAGAUGAUGCGAUGUGGGUCCGUGGGCCUGAUAAUUCUGGCCGCGGCUUGUUUCGUCAUUGCUACAGUGGCCGUGGCUGUUCCGUAUUGGGGACAAUUUAGGAAUCGUGUCGUCCAAGAAACCGGACAUUUCGGACCAUGGACGAUUUGCAAAGAUAUCGACUAUGGGAGGAAGAUGUGUGGAAAUCGUAUCGUUAUGUUCAAACCGGGAUUCCAGGUUUACGCAGCUGGGGUGUGUGCGGCCGUGGGUGUGACUGCUCUUGGAGCUUACGGCCUAUUCUCCAUUUUCUACAUGACUCUCAUGUGCAGUCCACACUCGUCUCUGCGAAGAUAUAAGAUCAACAUUCUCAUCACAAAGCUUAUCCUCUCCUUGGUGGCCGUCCUCACGACAUGGAGCGCAACGGGGUUGUUUGCCACUCAGGGAGACGUCCUCGAACAUGGGUACAUUAUCACGGUCGGCUUCUCCUUUUACAUGGAGAUCGUGGUAGCCGUUUUCUCCACAAUUCUGAUGCUUCUCACCAUCGGGGAGUACGUAUCGGCACGCCGAGAGCCGGAUGACGUUGUAGACACAACCUCCGAAGCGAUUAGGAUGAAGAACGUCAUUACAAACCCGGCCUUAACCUAUUCCCGAGGAGGAGGAGGAGGAGAAGAAGACCCGGAAAAUAGGGGACGCCGCCAUCCCGGAUCAAAUGGAGACAUGCCCAUUUUCAAACGAGGCCCCCCUCCCGAAUUUAUCAACACGAGAGAAGAAUCCGACUACGAUGAGAAACAACAAGUUAAAGACCGACUUCAAGUUCAGCAGCAACAACCACGCUACCUGAAUUGUCAAAAUUCUUCUUUCUCCGCCGCAGAUGAGCCUCUCCUGCCAAGAGCAAGUCCUAGCCCUGCCAGUCGGAGAAAAGGGAGAAAGAACAGCCUGAGCAAAAGCGAUUGUACUUGCGAAGUUUGCCGUUUUAGAAUGGAACAUCGUCUCCCGAUGUAAUCUCUCUUACUAUGAAACUCUGGAUGUCUCACUGUUCCCCGUGUAUGAAGAAAUCAAAAAACCAUGCAGCUUUCACUAUGCAAUCCUAUCGUAUUCUUUAGUAGUAUUUUUUGUUUGUAUUUUACAAGGUGAACAUAACGUAUACCGUCCGUACAAAAAUGUGAUUUAAUCUCUCGACAGAACAUUAUCAUUAUUAUUAAUUUCCGUAAGUAGGCGAGGCGAAGAUUUAUGUAUGACGAUGGCAUUUCAGGUUUACUUUUAGUUUCGACUGUUUAGUUCAAUUUUAUAAAUGCAUUUCCUUCCAUUUUCGAGCGAAAAAAGUGGUCUGGUCCAGAUUGGGUUACAACAAAGACGUAUUGAAGUAAGAUACAUGAACAAGAACAUGUGAUGGAAGGGGCUUUAAUUUUAAGUUGUCAAGUAUUUAACAGGAAUCAAUGUACAAUCAAAUUUCUAAUAAUAUUCCAUAUACAUUCCAAACAGUGACAAAAUUAGUAACUAUGUCUGCACAAACAAACACGGCUGAGCCGUAUCAUUAUAUAUUUAACCAUUAUGUAAUUAAUUUCAGGAAAAAAAAACUUUUGGCUUUAAACAAUUAUUAAAUUUUACACAAAACAUCACAAUUUUAAUUUUUUAUGUGUUAUUGUUCGGUUGAUGAUAUAAUUUACACCCGUCUUUCCAGUCAGUAUGAUUCAGUACCUUGAUUAGUUUUUAUCAUUGUAACAAUUAAUUAAUUAACGAAACGAUGGAUCAAUCAAUGGAGCUAGUUACACGUAACCCACACCGACCGUGAUUUUUAAUUCAGUCCAGUCCAAAAGAAACAACACGUGCACCUGAUUUCGAAAGUAGUUAGUUAACUAAAUAGAUUUUGAUGUUUUAUUGGUGAAGGCUUUUCUUGGUAAGAAAGGGUUCAUGUAUACAUUUAUAGCUUGCUUCCACAAAAUGUGAAACACGCGUAGAAAAGAAAUGUUUUUAAUUUUUGACACCAUUCAGAAUUUUAAUAUUUUGGUACAUUUUUCAAGUUUAUACACAAUUUGCUUAUAUUCAUGCCAUUUUUACCAAAGGAUUUUGUACAGUUGUUAUUGUUUUUUUUGUUAUAUAGUUUUUAUCCUUAUUUUUAGUCAAAAUAUUAAUAUAUUGUAGUACGAACUAAAACCAGUGUUGCAGAUAUAUGUUUGCAUUUGUUUGUAAAGGUUUGCAUUAAAAAUGUGUUGGAAUUGUGACGCGAUGCAUUUAUUUUAGCUUGUUUUUGCCAUAAAAACUGCCGUAUAGCUGGAAAUGGAAGAUAAAAGUGAAACGAGAUGAAGUGAGUUUUCCCAGUAAGUGUAAUUGUUCGUUAGGUAAUGAUUUCAUUGUUCAGUUCAGUGCAAAAGAAAAACUUUUAACUUUUUUGUGAAUAAUUUUAGUUAGUAACACAUAACUUGCAACUACAUAUCUAGGCUGACAAAUUGUGUGCAUACUUGUUACACUAACAUAAAUACAUAUAUAUACUUUAACAGUGUAAUCGAAAAGAACAGUUCAAAAAUGAAAUUUGCAUUUGUACCCAGUAAAAAAAAUAACCAGACCAAACAAUCAAAGAAAAGUGUGGAUAAAAGUACACAGAGGAAAAAAUACUACUUAGGAAACAUAAAUAAUAUUGAUGUCUUGGUGUUAUUAUGUAAACGUGAAUUUAAAAAAGUGAAUAAAAAAGUAUGUUGUUGAGUAUGGAAUAA